Sinocyclocheilus grahami is the source of this 5066-nucleotide messenger RNA. Its product is annotated as enhancer of mRNA-decapping protein 4-like. Lineage: Eukaryota; Metazoa; Chordata; Actinopteri; Cypriniformes; Cyprinidae. The transcript has 21 exons. Gene Ontology annotation, biological process: deadenylation-independent decapping of nuclear-transcribed mRNA. Gene Ontology annotation, cellular component: P-body. Gene Ontology annotation, molecular function: protein binding. The record is from RefSeq and is a predicted model, not a curated record. The coding region runs from base 107 to 3382 and encodes 1091 amino acids.
GAAGUUGACGGACGGUUGCAAGCUUUUAUGAGAGGCGAGCUCGGACACAAAAUUAAACUUGAGAAUUUGAGAGUUUCCAGUGGUUUAAUUCCCCCUUCCCUACUUUAUGGCUUCCAGUUCCAACAUGGACAUAGAGGGCGCGACCCAGCACCUUCGGGACAUCUUAAAACUGGAUCGUCCCUGUAAUUCGGCCGAUCCCUCUUUGGUAGAGAGCCAGAGAAAACCAUCUUUCAAUGGAGAGUUGAAUGGUGUUCUGGGAGCGGAUCUUAUGGGAGCAGGACGACUUGCGGCAAUGGUGGAGCCAACUAACGUUACUCACAACUCAGACAAACUUAAUGGACAGGACACGCAGACUAUCUGUCUUUCAGGAGACGAUGGGUCCACCUGUGUCCCCAUCAGAGCAAACAAUGUGGAAAUUGUGUCCAGUCGUGACUCUAGUAUUGACAGUAAGGCUCGUGGCAGCAACAAGGUUAAAAUUCAGCCAGUGGCCAAAUAUGACUGGGAGCACAAAUACUACUAUGGCAAUUUAAUAGCCGUGUCUAACUCAUACUUGGCUUAUGCCAUCAGAGGUGCAAACAAUCAUUCUAUGAUCCGAGUGCUGCGGCUGGGAUCAACGGAGCGUUCGCUGCUGAAGGGCUUCACAGGUGCAGUCACAGACCUUGCUUUCGCCCACUUGGACUCCACCCUGUUGGGCUGCGUGGAUGAGGCUGGAAACAUGUUCAUUUGGCAACUCACUAGCCACAGCAGCAAAAUACAAGAUGAAGUGUUAGUUCACAUCCGAAGGCCUGAGGACACUCCACUAAAUUCCAACCGCAGACUCAUCUGGUGUCCCUUCAUCCCGGAGGACAAUGAUGAGAACCCAGAGGAUGCGUGUCAGACACUGGCACUCCUUCAUGAAGACAGAGCUGAGGUUUGGGAUCUCGACAUCCUCCGAUCCAAUAACAGUUCAUGGCCUGUGGAUGCCACUGACCUGAAAGAGGGUUUCAUCACCAUUAGAGGACACACAGCACGCAUUAGUGAGGGAGCGCUGUCCCCUGAUGGCACUGUCUUGGCCACAGCCAGUCAUGAUGGAUAUGUAAAGUUUUGGCAAAUCUACAUUGAAGGACAGGAUCAGCCCAGAUGCCUGCAUGAAUGGCAGCCACAUAAUGGACGUCCUCUUUCCUGCCUGCUCUUUUGUGACAACCACAAGAAGCAAGACCCAGAAGUUCCUUUCUGGCGCUUCCUGAUCACUGGAGCUGAUCAGAACCAGGAACUGAAGAUGUGGUGCACAGUGUCAUGGACGUGCUUACAAACCAUCAGGUUUUCUCCAGAUCUAUUCAACAGCAGUGUGCUACCCAGCCUGAAGGCCAGUUUGGACCUGUCUGCAGAAUUUCUCAUUCUCUUGACUAUCCAUCUGAAGAAAUCAGAUCAGAUUUCAGGUUUUUCUCCCCCACUGAUGCUCUCUCCAUCCCUCCUGCGAGAGGCCUCUCUGCUCUGCGAAGCUUCUCCUUAUUCACACAGACUUCCCCUUCCUUAUUUCCUAUCUCCUCCUCCACAGGUUUCCCCUCCAAACCUUCCUCUCUCCCUGGAUCUCCAGGCCAUAGAACCCAUGGUUGUCCCCCAGGCCUCUCCGACCAGAGUUCGCUCUCCAGAUGUCAUCUCCUCUGCUUCUACGGCAAUGUCCCAGGACAUCCCUGAGAUCGCCUCAGAGACCCUGCAGAGGGGGCUGGCCAGUGCAUCUGCUGACUCAGUCCCUGUCCUGCAUUCUGACAGCAUGGCAUCAGCCGCAUCAGUCCUCCACCUGCUGUCUCCUAGAGCCCGGAGCAGUGCUGAGCACAGUUUGCUGCCUCUCGAAUUGGGUGCAGCAUCUGUGGAUGGAGAACAGAGACUCAAUAACACACCCUCCCUGCUGGAGACGGCUCUGUCACAGGAGAACGCAGUAGCGGCUGGAGGAUCCUGUUCUGACAGCAGCGUGAACCACACCUGGCCCGCAGCACCUGAUAUCACACGAGAAACUCGCAACAGCCACAGAGACAAUGGUUUGGGAGACUGCUCUAGGGAGGAAAUAAAGGACAGACACAUUUCUUCUCCCUACCACAGGCGCACUUAUCACCUGACUCAGAAUGACAGUCAAGAUGCAAGUGCAGAGCAGAGUCUGAUCUUUGCUGACAUCACUGAUGUGAGCCGUCUGCUGAAGAAAACGGUCACGGAAAGAAGAAUGGAGCGAAUUCUGGCUGAAGGACAAAGCCGGAACCAACAGCUCCAGGACCAGCUGGUUCAGCAGCUUGUCCAGACACUGAACAACAGUCUCUGCAAUCGGCUAGACAAAAUUUUGCGUGAAGAAAUGAAGAAGACCGUCCCACAGUCCAUAUCGAAGAGUCUAGAACCUGUGACCAGCCAGAUGAGCUGCACCAUUGCUGCCAAGUUAACCGCAGUGGAAGUAACACUGAAGGAAAAUGUCACCAAAGUUGUUAAAUCCAAGAACACUACGGAUGCUAUCGGUCGUGCUGCUGCUGAGGCCAUGCAGGGCCCCAUCCAGUCAGCCUACAAAGAGACCUUCCAGAGCAUCGUGCUGCCCGUGUUUGAGAGAGGCUGCCAGUCCAUGUUUCAGCAAAUCAAUGACAGCUUCAAACAGGGAACCCACGAGUACAUCCAACAGCUGGAGACACACAUUAAGAACAGGAAACAGCGGGACCAGGAUGCACAGGAUCCUGUGAUUGGCCAGCUGCAACAGAUGAUUGACACGCUCCAGAAUUCUCAAGACCAGCUGGCCACCACUGUGACGGCCAGCGUGUGCUCUGACGUUCAGCAUCAGCUCCACAUGAUCGUGGGAAAUCUGCAGGACUCAAUCCUGACGCAGGUACAGCGCAUAGUGAAGGGAGAGGUGAGUCUGGCCAUGAAGGAGCAGCAGGCAGCUGUCACCUCCAGCAUCAUGCAGGCCAUGCGCUCAGCCGCAGGAACACCUGUACCCUCUGCACAUCUGGACUACCAGGCCCAGCAGGCCAGCAUACUGCAGUUACUACAGCAGGGCCAGCUCAAUGAGGCCUUCCAGCUGGCUUUAUCCGCAGCAGACUUGAAUCUGGUGCUGUACGUGUGCGAGACCAUUGACUCCCAGCAAGUGUUUGGCCAGCAGCCCUGUCCACUGCAUCAGGCCGUCCUUCUGUCUCUCAUCCAGCAGCUCUCCACCAACCUGAGCACACGCACAGAACUCAAGAUCAGCUAUCUUGAAGAUGCUGUAAUGAACCUGGACCAUGGAGAUCCAGUCACCAGAGACCACAUGUCUGCAGUGCUGUCCCAGGUACGACAGAAGCUCUUACACUUCCUGCAGCAGGACGCCCACAGCCCUCUGAGCAAGCGCGCACGGCGCCUCAUGAUGAUGCUGCAGGGCCUGGUCAAUCACUAGAGCCCCUCUGGAUGGUGCAGCUGACAUCUUCACAACCCCUUAGUCAUCGUUCUGCAGUCUCCUAGACGACCGUCAUGACCUCAUAUCACCCUGCUGUUCAUUUGCCUUAUCUGUGCUCUGCAGCUUAUUGGCUCUCUCAGAAGCACUUGGGAGUUGUAGUCCCGGCUUGGACUUGGGAUAUAUUGGCGGUUUUGGACUACAUCUCCCCCAAACUUUCCGUCCCUCGUUCCUUUCAGACUAUUGUUGAUAUCAUUUGAUACUGCAUGUGAAAAAUCCUUAGUUUGUAUGCAACACCAUCAUGAAUGCAGAACGGGCCAUGGGCUACUUCAGUUAUUUUCAUUAUGCAUUCAAUACCAGGAGACCACUUUUUUUUUUUCUUUUUUUUUUUGCUUCUUUCAUUCUUGAUGCAUCAGGAACAAGACUGUGGAGAGCGUGAGAGAAUGUAAACUAUAACGUGAACACUCCAAAUUUCGCAUGGUUUCCUGGCUGAUCUUUUUUCUCCUUUUAUUUCUUGCGGUGAAACGCCUUUGAACGCUGGAGACAUGGAGACAUUAUCAUCACCGCAUGAAUAUUAGCCCUGUUGGUUUUUGAUAAAGGUUGUAUUUAGGCCACUUAUCCUUAUCUGACUCCACUGAUCUGCUGAAAAUAAUUUGGCCAAGUUGCUGCUUUUUCAUGUCAAGUUGGAGCAUCAUACAUGUUCCUGGAGUUUUUGUUAAUGCUGUCAGGAUUUGAAAAGUUCUAACAGAUUAACUUCUGGGCAAUAGCAAAAAAUUUAGCCACACAGUUGAUACCAUGUUUUUUUCAAUCAACAGAGCCCUGUAAAAUAUGUAAGAGGGCUUAUUACAUUACCAAGGAAAGCUAACAACAUAGUUAUUUAGAAUUUCUUCAAAAGGAACCUUGAGUCUGUAACUUGCAGUACGUCUGUGAGUCUCCAGAGGGCAGACAUUUAUGUAUAUUCUUUCUAAUUUUAUAUGCUGCUUCUGUGAUUUAUUUUCAGUUCUUCUGCAGAAUUGCACUACAGCGAAUGCAACAAGGCUCUUAAAAAAAAUAAAACCUUUUUUUGUUUUUUCUGUGAAAUUGUUUCUUUCUGUAUCACAUCACCCAAAUAUUUGAAAGUGGAGGAGAAAUGCCCAUUUUCUGCUCUGUUCGAGUUAGUUGAUUGUAUUUGAUUUAGACUGAGAUUGCCAACACUUGUUAUUCAUUAGGAGGGUAUUUUGGCCCUAUGAUAAAGGAAGAACAAAAAGAAAGUGCCUUAUCAGACUGUUGCGUAUCAGAUAUUGGUAAUCGGGUCCUCUGACCCAACAUUGGGCGCCACAUUGGUGUGUGUGUGUGUGUGUGUGUGUGUGUGGCCUAUAUCCAAGCAAAUUUUCUUUUUCAGUAAAACACGGAAUUGGAGUUAGGAAUGGACAAGUUUGUUACUGAAACAUUUUCUUACAAGUGCUGUAAACUGUGAUCUGAGUUUAUUUUUUCAGCCAUUUAUUCCUCAAGUUUCAUGCUAAUGUGACGAGAAAGUGCCGGCCCUGCUGAUUGUGUUUGUGUUAACACAUUAUUUGUUCCCGUCGUCUUUAUUUUUAGAGCUGUGCAUAUUAUAUCCAUAGCCAUUUGCAGCAGUCAGUGUGGCUCAUUAGGAUAUUUUUACAGGGUGUAGGCAAUAUGUCCUCUCUUGCUUUUUUCUCAUAUGUAU